Molecule: messenger RNA, 6642 nt
Organism: Psylliodes chrysocephalus
Lineage: Eukaryota; Metazoa; Arthropoda; Insecta; Coleoptera; Chrysomelidae
Source: the annotation of a GenBank genome assembly
CACGACUUUGGACAUAUCAGUGAUCGAUCCAAACAAGCAGAGAAAAACCCAGAGGCAUUCACACUCAACUAGGCAAAAGAGAAAAAUACAGAGCUUCUAAGGAUAAUCGAGGGACUCAUAGAUUUAGUACCAAACACCCAUAAGAAAAUCAAAGCGGUGGUAAGGAGAAUAAUAAUAAUAAUAAUAAUAAUAAUUUAUUCACAAAAAAAUACAAUAAUAAUUACAAUUACAAAGUAUUAUACAAAUUUAAAAAACGGUAUCUGUGAAUAAAACAUACUCGAUAAGCGUAUAAACGCUUGUUUCGAAAAAACAAAAGAAAUAUAUUUAAAAUCUAAAAUAAUAUUUAAAAGUAACAUAAAUUACUAAAAUCGAUUUAAACAUAAAUAAAUUAAAAAUAUAACAUAAUUUAUUUUAUUAUUUAUUUUAACGAAAACCUAAAACGCUUCGCUAAAAACUAAAUAAACUACUUAUAACCCAACUGCUUAACCGACUAACUAGUAAUCAUGUUCACCAACGACGAACCGAACGUAACACAAAAUGCUACUUCGAUCAUCUCUACCGAACCCUCUCAGCUUAAAGCUGAUAAUGUAUCUACUCCAGCGACCCCUCCCCUCGCUCUCGUCCCUAAGCUUCCCCCCACCCCAUCCACUAAACCAAAUAGUGUGAUAACUGCUCCCCCCGUGUCAAUGACUGCUAACGCUAUCGCAACCAGCAUCUCAAAGAAGCUCCAGCCCAUCCCCGAAGACAGCUCUUCAAAAGAACCAGUCCCCGAAAUAGAUUUAAUAUCCAUUCUUAAAAUUUCAGAAAGAAUUGAACUAAAUCUUGGCAUCCCCUUCACUAUUGAUGUCCAACCAGACACCAGGUACACUCUCCAAUACCUUACCCAAUGCGUAAGUCUCCAGUACCCCGACCUUAACGUGAAAUCUUACAACUAUGUAAGUACUUUCUCUCUAAUAGGAUACGACAUACUCUGUAUCCAUGCAGCUCUCCUCUAUUGUGACCUCAACAAGCGCAAUCAAAGACCAUUCCAUUCUAGAAUAUAUACAACAGACAUGAAUAGGAAAGAGUUUUACGACUCACUCCUCCGUCUAAACAUUUCAUCUAGAACUCGGCCCUUAAUUGAUAAUUUAACGUCCACUUACGACGAACAGCUUGUCCAGCUACAGUAUUCACCAGGAUACGCAGGCUUUAAAUUCCUCACGGAUUUUGGCCGUACGAUCCCUGCCCUACUUAUGCUUUAUGCUCACCAAGUCCUGGCCUCAUUUCCAACAAAUGCUCAGCCUAACUCCGUUUUAGUAGAACUCUUUCAGCAAACCCUCACAGUAAUCGAUGGUAGUGCAUACACUAUCUCCAACUUACUUGGCGGCCCUUAUCUGUUCCAAAAUCCCACAGAAAUUCAUGAAAAUUGGCUUCUCUCUACUUUCGAGCGAAUAUUCAACCCCGUGAUCAAUAGGUCCCUAGCAACACGACCCAGUCUCGCUAAACCUCAUUUUUCUCCAAUUAUUUUCGACUCUUACAAUUCAGUUAAUCCAUACGAUUAUACUCUUGGCUAUUGCCUCGAGAAUAAAACGACCCUUAUGAAAAUGCUAAAGAAUAUCUCUGACUUCAUCAAGACAGAGUCUCCAAAUUGUUUACCACUCAAGGACAUUGUUAAAAAUAGUACGAGUUCACUCGUCCAAACCCAUUUUUUAACUGUUCCAUCUCUCCCCACCUGGCACCAUCUCCCCUUAGGUAAAGAGCUUGAUCAAGCUCAAUACCAAACCGACACCGAGUUCGCUCGCACUAUCGGCUUCAUGCCAUCCACCAGAGUUGUUCACAAUUCCUUCCUCGCAUACAACCACUUUCCUUGCGUCCCCGCUACCCUCCAGACCACAUCCGGAGCUGAGUUCAUCCCAGAUGAAGAGGUUUUCCCUCUCCAUGGUUUCAAUCCCAAAGUUAAUGUAACUCCAAAUGUUGCAUGGUUCCAGCCAUACAACCCCAUCCCGGAGUAUAUAAAACUUUGCUGUACAAUCGGAUUCAACAUAGAAUCUUAUGAUAUCGUAGGUUUCACCCUACCGAUGCCAAAUAUGUACAAUUCUCUGACCGAGAAUAACAGCAACUAUAGAAUUGGAUUAAUCCCAUUUGAUUAUAUCCACUACAUAGAAGGACAAAUCGGUGGAAGAACCGAAAUAUGUGAAAUCACACCCUAUGAUGAGUUUAACCAACCUAUUGGUUUUGCUUUUCGCGAUAUGUCUCGCGUCGUCAUACCCAUUUUUGCUCUCCAUAACUCAAGUGUCUCCUCAACCCAGACCUACGGACUACACGCUACACCUAACUGUAACGAUGACCUUUCCUCCUGGACUUACACUGCUUGGACCAAAAACACCCAGCCCCCUAUCGAGAAGAAAUCCAUCUAUCUAUGGUCUUCCUAUCGCGUAGUAGACAAGGCUACAUCCCCAGAAUUCAAAGUGUCCUUUUACGGAUCUCUUCGACCACUUUACGGUCUAAGUGUCCCUCACUAUCGAACUGGCCACCCUUCCAUAAUUACCCCUCAGUAAUACCUACAGCUGAUUUCCAGCUUAGAUUUUUUUUUAAAUUAGUAAUAUUUUCUAACAUGAAUGAAAAGAAACGUUAAUGAGUUCCAAAGAGACAGCGUUAAAAAAUGGUAAAGGAUAAAAGAUUUAAAUCAAUCGAGAAAAUAAUGUAUGACGCGGACCUUCAGAUGACUGAAACACCCAAAAGGAUAUGCCAAAUCGCAACCUAUACCGAGCCAUAACACAAGCAGGUAACAAAAAUUACGCUCGAAUUCCUUGUAGAGGAAUUAGAGCAACACGAGGUAAUCAAAAAUUUAAAAAAAGGACGUAGUGGAAGGAAACCUGAUAAACGUAGAAGACAGGACGAUGAAAGUAGUAUUUGUGGAAUCAAAUGAUUCUACUGGAUCUAAUAAUAUACAAAGACUGUACAAGGAAAAGUAUCCAAAACUACUAAGUCUAACCGGGAAGUUGGAAGUGAUCGAGCAGAUCACGAAGAUAAAAUCAUUGAGCCAACGUAAGAUUAAAGGGUUACUAAUAAUGAUAUAACAAAAAAUUUAUGGAGGAACUGGAAAAGAUAAGAAAAAUUCAGGUAUUUUGCUCUUUAUAUUUUUGACAAUUUCUUUUUUAAACCUUUUGUUAUCGGUUUUUACCAUGGACAAAACAAAUCUAAUUCUUUUAAUGAAUUUCUCGAACCUUUUUUUGAAAAAAUGCUAGAUGUUCAAAAUCAUAACAAAGUUUUUAAAGAUAAAAUUAUUAAGGUAGAAAUUAAUGCGUUAAUUUCUUAUGCUCCAGCUAAAGUAUAUAUAACUUAUGCUAAAAGUCAUAAUGGGUAUUAUGGGUGUGGAAAAUGCAUUCAAGAAAGCCGUUUUGGAACAAAAUAGUACUUUAAGGACAGAUGAGUCAUUUAAAAAUAAGUAUAAUGAAGAUCACCACACGGGAGCAACUAGACAAUGUCGUAAAAUUUUACUUUAUGCAGGCAUGAUCAUUUUAUGUAAUGUUUUUUUCUGACAAUAUAUACCAUCACGUUUUGCUUUUUUGCUGCUAUCUUACUUCAUUAGAAUUUUAACAUCACCAAGUACAAAAUUACACAGGGUUAAUCGAAUAUUUUAUAACAAGGUCGGAAAUGUGCCUGAAGAUCAAUACUUAUAGCAUACUGAAGAGAAAGAGCAAGAAAAGAGAAAACGGACGACAAGGAGAAAGCAAAACAAGGAGAAGUUCAUGAGUUGACUCAAGAUUUACAGUCAAAUUGGCUCCUCUCACAAAAGCCAGUGCUUUUUAUUACAGGAAAAAGCUAAAUGUGCAUAAUUUGACUAUGUAUAACCAAUCAUGAUGUUUCGUGCUAUUGGCUUGACAAAACAGCUUCCGACUUUUCCUCCUCAUUCAUGUAGUAAUGAUACAUUAUCAAAAAUUCUGGAACAAAAAAGAUUACCCAUUAUACUUUGGUCUGACAGGUGUAACUAUCAAAACAGAAAUACCGUUCUGUCCAAUGUUCUACUGAUUAUAAGGCAGAAAUAUAAAGAAGUCACAAUUGAACAAAAAUGUUUAUUUAACCAAAGGUCACACUCAAAUGUAGUGUGACUCACAAUUUAUCUCAGUUAUGUAAUGAUGCACAGAAGUUCGGUUGACUUGACCAUUUUAGUGCUUUCCCAGCAAAAUCUUUUAUGCAACAUAUAAAACAACAAAUAUGUCUUGAUUCUGGUAAACGCUUACAACUUGUAAAAAGACCUGAGGAGGAAAAAAUCAGAUUCAAGAAAUAUAUUUAUGUUAAUAUUAAAAAUAAAGAUAGACAGUAAAUCUUAAUGAAUUUAACUUGAAAGGUUUUUAUUACCAAUAGGUCACCAAAUAAUUUGUGUUUAUUGCGAAAUGGUGAAUAUGUUGAGAUUUUUGAAAUAACUAAAAUAAAUAACAAAAUUUCAAUUAAAGACUAAAUUCACUCAUUCCUUUUUUUAACGAACCUGCAGAUCCUAGAAGACUUGUUGUUGUGUUUUCGUUGCUGACUCUUACAGUAACUAAUAUUUCAGAUAGAUCUAAAGGAUUGUGUUUUAGGGAUGCGAUAUACAUCCCGUCAUGAGUCAAUUGGUUUUUACCCAGCAUUUUUAAAUUUUUGAAGGGAGUUAGUCGUCCCCAAAUCCCUACGAGAAGGAACUGGCAACCAAUCUGCCGAAACCGAACUGAUUGAAGAGGAAAAUCCCGAAAUAUUUUUCCAGAGAAUAGGAACAACCUCAAAAAUGCGUCAGGAAAAGGCUCAAUCAGCUGCACAUAAAAUCUGUCUGUUGAGUCAGCUUAGUUGUUUCUGUUACAGUUAUGAAUUCCUGUCAAAUCCAGGUAGACGACAGGUUGAUAGUCAUCAAAGUACCCAAGAAGAGGCGAGUGAAUAAUUGUUUCGAGCUCGUCUCGUUGAGGCGCUUAGGACCCGACCCGAGGGAUCCAUAAUACCGUCACCUAUCUUCAUCGUCUCUUCCGCUCGACCUGCAUACCCUUACCUGGGACAGGGCCCCAUCGUUUACCGCUCAUUUCGAACCGCCCAAAACUAUUGUUUUGCAGGACAUAGUCCUGCCAUCAGGUGAGCCAGUGUUUCCCCUAACCCAUUUCCCCAGUUCAUCUGUGCCCGUAUCAAUUCCCCUUUCCAAGAUACUACUGCCCGAUCAAUGCCCCUUGGCGGAGUCCGUUAUCGACCAUCUGUGGUCCGACGCCGGAGUCGUCCUUCAGGAUUAUGAACCCUCGUCCGAUUUAUGCCUGUUUGAAGUCCCGCAUCGUCCCCAGUUUCUUUAUUGACUCACUACGGCGCGAAUUGGUGGUGGCUGCCGCUCAUCGACCCAUCUCCCCCACGUUGCUCUGACGAGCCCAAAGGCUCCGACCACACUCGCAUAACCCGCGCGUAUGUUACCGACUAAUAAUUCGUCAUGAGUCUGGGUGGACCCGAAUAUAUCUUCCCCCACCGUCCCGUAAUUAAUACCUGACCAAGCCUUGGGUCUAUGCAAUCAUUUCUUUCUCAAUCCCGUGGAGGAUCCUUAUGAUUCCAGGCACCGCGUUUUCUUUCAGGGCCGCCGCCCUGGCCCAGUAUCCUACUGUUAAAGACGUGGGUUUUCCCGCCACUUCUAGUAAGCCACGGGUAUCGACCGAAGAGCUAACCGAUGGUGUUGUUUUCAGCACGAGUGUCCCGAGCCGUCCGGCCAUCGUGCUGGAGGAAGGGGAGCAUAUUACGGAGUACCAAGAUAGCACCGGAGCUCCACGAAAUAUUCUGUUCUGACGGAAGACAAUGCCAGUUCCGGAGAUGAGGAAGGAAGGAACAACCGCUGUCUCCAGUCGGAAUUCGCCCACGCCUGAAUAUGAACUAGUUUCCGCUACACGUCCACAUGUCCCAACAUACCUUGUCGUGCGCCCCGAUAGCUGUUGGCCAUGUAGAGGCACCGAGCACCGACAGGAGGGCUGCAUCAAGGCCUCGGGACGUUGUCGCGAUUAUGUACCUGCGCAUCCAGUCGCCGGUAAUUUCUCCGUCGGCCUGUCUUCAGUCCGCUCCUCCCCACCAUAGAUGCUAAUUCCGCCCACCGCAGUUGCCCGAAUUAAUUGGGGUACCCCGAAUAACGACUGCCUACUCCAUUGAUAUGAGAGGUUAUUCAGACAUGUGAGCAACGCCAGAUUUGGCGUCGUUAUAGUUUAAUACAAUAAAAUUUAUAUUUUAUAAUAUUAUAAUAAAGUGAUCGUUCUAGCAAAGGUGUUAUAGUACCAGUCCCGAAAGUAAAUAUACAACAGUAAGUUAUGUCAAGUUGAAAUAAAAAGUUUUUACUAGAAAUUAAAAAAAAUAUUUACUGAGAAGACAUUCACAUAUUUCAAGUGAUGAGAAAGAGGACAGACAAGAACAAGAUGGUCCUUUAUUAAAAAAAAGUAAAUAUUCGAUGUUUAACAACUUUUUCAUCUUCAGUUUGUUCCAAUUCUAAGCUUCUAUAAAUGAUAUUGUGAUGCGGCCCGAACCCUGUGUAAGCGCGACGUUGGAAGUCUGCCACCCGACUCAUGCUCUAAACGACGUAAUCUUUUAGGAAUGCCGCUGACGCUCGAGAAACGGCCAGAACGGGUGACGCGUGCCGUUGAAUCAGAGAUGAAAUUUUCGGGAGCGUCUAGAGACUUUUCG